Molecule: messenger RNA, 1163 nt
Organism: Scaptodrosophila lebanonensis
Lineage: Eukaryota; Metazoa; Arthropoda; Insecta; Diptera; Drosophilidae
Gene: Sgf29
Product: SAGA-associated factor 29
Exons: 3
Coding region: 123-998 (291 amino acids)
Cellular component (GO): SAGA complex
Source: RefSeq, a predicted model, not a curated record
CCGCUACAUACAAGUUUUUCAACACUGUGCGGCUGUGUUGUUAUUGUUGUUAUAAACAAAGAUUUCGCAUUACCAUUUUGUAAACAUUUUGAACCAUAUAAUUAUAAGAAAUCAACUAAAAAAUGCCUUUAACGGCUGAGAGUGCAGCUCAACAAAUUCAGGACCGCCUGAAGGAUAUACAACAGCACAUACAUAAGGUGGAUGAUGAACGACGUCGAGCCGAGACUUCUAUCGCGACCCUAGUGCGGGCCCAGCAAGGGCAAACAACAAACCCAAAGCUAAAAACUCUUUUGAAGACUAGCCUUAUCGAAGCCACGCAAGAAGAAGCCACCAUUAGAGCGGCGUUGGCCAAGAUACAUGAAAUACGAAACAUCCGUAAUGAGCGACGCAUUCAGGCAAGGAAUGCCGGGAACAAAGAGGCCAUUAGACGUGGCGCGCUUAUGAAAAUGGUACAGCUGUCAGCGCAGACGUUGCCACUGUUUGUAGGCAAGCCAGGCGAGCGUGCCCCUGCACUGUGUGGCGCCAUACCGGCUGAGAGCAGCUACGUGGCGAAAGUGGGUGACAAUGUCGCCGCUCUGGCUAAGGGCAUUGACGACGAGGAGAACUGGAUAUUGGCGGAAGUAGUUCAGUUUUUGCAUCGACAGAACAAAUACGAUGUCAUCGACAUUGACGAAGAGCAAAAGGAUCGGCACGUUUUGAGCAAACGCAAGGUAAUUCCUUUACCACUGAUGCGUGCUAAUCCUGAGACAGAUGGACAUGCGCUCUUUCCAAAGGACACUGUAGUAAUGGCGCUCUAUCCUCAAACGACGUGCUUUUACAAGGCUAUUGUGCACCGACUACCACAGUCUGCUACAGAAGACUAUGAGGUACUCUUUGAGGACUCUUCCUAUAUGAACGGCUAUGCUGAACCACUCCCAGUCGCUCAGCGAUAUGUAAUUGCCUAUAGGCCCACAAAAAAGAGCGCAGGAAGUGGCAGUGGCAAUCUAUCUUCAGCUUAAGCAACAACUGGGAUAUUUUUGACAAAGAAAACUGGCGAUUACACACUUUCAACUGCAAGAUUGACACAUUCGUCAGAUCAUUAUGAAGAAGACUUGCAUUGGGUGUACGAUAUAUAUAGCUACGUAUAUACAUUAACCUUAACUUUAUUGCAAAUAAAACUAAUC